Molecule: messenger RNA, 327 nt
Organism: Dibothriocephalus latus
Lineage: Eukaryota; Metazoa; Platyhelminthes; Cestoda; Diphyllobothriidea; Diphyllobothriidae
Source: the annotation of a GenBank genome assembly
AUGGGACACACGGUUGACCUUGUUGGAUACGACGGUCGAGUUGCUUUACGUUAUGAGCUUUCCCACAGCACUGUAGAGAUGCAGGAAACCUUGUUUUUGGCUCACUCCCCAAUCGCAGAUCGAACAGAUCCCAAUUUGAACCCGGAUCAGUUACUCAAUGGGUCAAAGGCUUCGCAAAAUGACAAACGCUCUCUCGCGACCUUGGAGUUGCGCCCACCCGUCUGUCCGGAAGUCAAACGAUCCCCUUCAGCUGUUGGCAGACAUACUCCAUUCGUUCUUAUACUUCUCCUUGAGGAGAAUGUCGGUUUUGAAGUGGUCUCAAUGUGA